UCACCACUGCCACACCCAGCACCAGAAACCAUGGCCAUGCAGUGGAUGAUCCCCACCCAAUCAACCAUCCCGUUCACCAUUCUCGGAUUGUUAAUCCUUGUCUACGCUAUUUUCAACAUAUCAAAAAGCAAUAGAAACAAAACUAACGCCAGAAAGCCACCACCGGAAGCCAGCGGAGCGUGGCCUGUGAUUGGGCACCUCCACCUUUUAGGUGGCUCAAAGCCACCGCAUAUCACUCUAGGCAACAUGGCCGAUAAAUACGGACCAAUCUUCACCGUAAGGCUUGGGGUUCACCCAACCUUGAUUGUGAGCAGUUCGGAUAUUGCAAAGGAAUGCUUCACUGUGAACGACAGAGCCUUCGCGAGCCGUCCCAGACUGGUGGCCUUCGAAGUCAUGGGCUACAACUUUGGCAUGAUCGGCUUCAGUCCCUACGGAGCUUAUUGGCGCCAAGUACGCAAGAUCGCCACCCUGGAGGUCCUCUCCAACCAUCGCCUCGAGACGCUCAAACAUGUGAGAGAGUACGAGGUAAAGUCAGCCUUGAAAGAUACCUACGAUCGUUGGGCAGAGUUGAACAGCAGUAGUGGUCAUCAGAAUCUAGAAGCAGUGCCCCUGUCAUGCGAGAUGAAGAAAUGGUUGGGAGAUAUAACCUUAAAUGUCGUGUACAGAAUGGUGGUCGGAAAACGUUUUGCUGAGACGGAGGGGCAAGAGAGGAUCAGGAAAGCAUUGAGGGAUUUGUUCGAUCUGAGUGGGUCAUUCGUGAUAUCAGAUGCGUUGCCGUACUUGAGGUGGCUGGAUUUGGGCGGGCAAGAGAAGGCCAUGAAGAAGACAGCGAAAGAGUUGGACCAGUUUGUUCAGUUUUGGGUGGAUGAACACAGGCGCGACAGGGACGACUCUGGUUCAGGGAAGGCCAAAGCUGAGCACGGCGACUUCAUGGACGUGCUUCUUUCCAUCGUGGAUGAAGCUGAAAUGAUUGACGGCCACGAUGCUAAUGCUAUCAUUAAAGCUACAAGCCUGGAAAUAUAUUUGCAGGCCCUAAUUUUAGCUGGAACAGACACAACAACAGUGACGCUGACUUGGGCUGUGUCUUUACUGAUGAACAACCGUGAAGAUAUAAUAAAAAGGGCAGUGCACGAGUUAGACACACAAGUUGGGAGAGAGAGGUUAGUAGUGGAAUCAGACUUGAAGAACAUGCCUUAUUUGCAAGCCAUCCUCAAGGAAACCAUGCGGCUCUACCCAGCUGCACCGCUGGGUGUGGUGCACGAGUCUAUGGAAGACUGCACCGUGGCUGGCUACCACAUCCCCUCUGGCACGCGUCUCUUGACCAACCUUUCAAAGAUCCAUCGAGACCCACGAGUUUAUGAAGAUCCAUUGGAGUUUCGGCCAGAGAGAUUCCUGACUACCCACAAGAACGUGGAUCCAAGGGGCCAGCAUUUUGAAUUGAUCCCUUUUGGUGCGGGCAGAAGAAUGUGCCCUGGAGUUUCAUUUGCUCUCCACGUGACACAGCUAACACUUGCCAAUCUGCUGCACGGCUUUGAUAUUGCAACCCCUCAUAACGAACACGUGGAUAUGCAAGAACAGGUCGGGCUGACCAGCAUCAAAGCCUCGCCGCUCCAUGUCCUUCUCACUCCACGUCUCUCCCCCUAUCUUUACGGAUGAAAGGAGAUGUGGAUCGGUUUUGCGUUCUCUGGCAGCAGCGGAAGCUUAGAGGACGGUUUUAUAUACUCCCCCACUUUUUAUUUGUAAAAAAAAAAAAUCUAUUGCAUAAUUUAAAAAAAUUAAUUAACUAUAUUAAUUAUGUUCAAAAAUAUAAAAAUAAUUAAAAUAUAUUUUUAAUUUUUUAAUUUUACAUAAAAUUUUAUUUUAAUUUUUUAAUUUUAUAAAGAAUAUUUUUUAUCCUAGAACCCUAACAUUUUUAGUUUUGAAUGACUUUUUCAUGCCAAUUGUUAUUUUUAAAAAUUUAAACUUAAUAAGUUAAUAUUUGAGAUUGUUUUGUUAGUAUUUAAAAAUUCAAUAUAAAUUUUUUUGUGUGAUGAAACUAAUUAAAAGAUUAAAAAUGUACUUUUUAAAAUUAAAGGAUCAAAAUGAAACCUUAUAUGAAGUUAAAUGACUAAAAGUAUAUUUUAACAUAAAAAAAUUAAACUGUAAUACCCUUAAUUAAUUAUGUCAAUUAAGCUUUUAUUAAUUAUUUAUUAUCACUGUGAAUGAUAAAAUUGUGAGGGAUAAUUGAUAAAAUUGUGAGGGAUAAUUUAAAAAGUUUGCAGUAAUUGCAUAUUAAAAAAUGUGAUUUUAUUUAUAUAAAAAAUAAGUUAAAAGUGAUGGUUUCUUUUACAAAUAAAACUGGAGGAAAUAUCUGAUGGCUUUCUAAGACCUAUAAUUGCACUAAACAAUUUAAUUAAAUCACCGUCAAUUACGCGAUGUGUGCCUGAUUCUUAAUUUAAUAUAAUUACAGGUCAUGCAUGAAAGUCUUCAGAGUGAAGAUUUUGGUUGUUGGUGCGUAGUUCACGUGGCAUACCAUACGAGGUGCCUCUUAGGCCUUCCUUGUCUGCUUCUAUUUAGUUUCAACGUGGUGACAUCCCAUUCAAUCUUGAACAUGGUAACAUACAUACAUACAUAUAUAUAUUAAUUUUAUUUUGUUAUCAUAUUGUAUAUACAUUAAUUGGUGUAUGUAGUUUUUAUUGAAAUUAUAUUUACAUUUGAGAUCA
Prosopis cineraria is the source of this 2702-nucleotide messenger RNA. Its product is annotated as cytochrome P450 CYP82D47-like. The record is from RefSeq and is a predicted model, not a curated record. Gene Ontology annotation, molecular function: monooxygenase activity; iron ion binding; heme binding. The coding region runs from base 31 to 1656 and encodes 541 amino acids. Gene Ontology annotation, biological process: defense response to other organism. The transcript has 2 exons. NCBI's taxonomy places the organism in Eukaryota, Viridiplantae, Streptophyta, Magnoliopsida, Fabales, Fabaceae.